Messenger RNA from Westerdykella ornata, 957 nucleotides. RefSeq lists its product as uncharacterized. Lineage: Eukaryota; Fungi; Ascomycota; Dothideomycetes; Pleosporales; Sporormiaceae. The transcript has a single exon. The annotation marks the transcript as partial. The record is from RefSeq and is a predicted model, not a curated record.
AACAACAACAACAACCACGACGACGACGCGCGACCCUGCACACCCCGAACCCAAACAGAGCCCUCCAUGGAGCCACUGACCUCCCACCACACGCGACCGCGCAACCGCUCUCCCUACUCUCACGCCCACUUUCGCUCACGCAGUGGCUCCGGCUCCCCCGGCGCGCCGCCCAUGAUGAGAGCUCACUCGCUACCCACCGUCAUCAAUCCGAGCGGACAUCUGUCCCUCUCGCCCUCACCGCUUCCUACCGCACGCCCCUCUUCGCCGCUGCGCUCCCCAAAGCGCACGCGCAGUCCUUUCCGCCUCGCCGACGAAUCCUAUGCACACUCUGGCGCACCUCGAGUCUGUGACAUCUCUGAAGAUGCCGAGCUCGACUUGACUCCACGGCCAGCCAGCAGCGUCCCCACCACCACCCCCUUCCACCCGUCUCCGCUUGGAAGCGUGUACAGCAGCACCGGUUCGCUGUCGAGGACUGCAAGGCGACGGCCCGCCUCCCCCCUACACCAUGCCUCGGUUCCUUUUGGCGGUGCUGCUGCUCCCCCGAUCACGCCCACCUCAGCUCCCUCCUCUUCCAACUCGCCUCUGCUCUCCUCCGCAAAGUUCAACGAACCCUUCCCCGGCCUCAACGCGCAUUACCCGUCGUCGCUCGCCUCGUCCUCGGUCCCCUCCACGCCCACCUCGAUGCGCUCUCGCAGCCCUUCCAUUUCCUCUCUCGAGACCAUUCCAGACACCCCCGAUGCGGAAGCGGAAGCGGUCGAGGCCGAUCGCCUUGCUCGCCUGAAAGCUGCUUUGGAACGUGGCAAUGGCAGCGAUGACGGGAACAGGAGAUCCAGCCUCGAUGUACCCGGAGAGCGGCGUGCCUUCAAUUUCGGCAGGCGGGAUUCGAGGAAGCGAUGGAGUGUCUGCGGUGCCGAGAGGCGGCAGGACCUGGAUCUCGAGACCAUUUGGGAGGACUGA